AUGGCUGAAGGGGGUGAGGAGAUGGGCCUGGGCUGGUUCUACAGAGCUCUGCGGGAAGGGGACCGGCGAAAUGUGAGGAGGGGCCUGGACAUCAUCACGGCCGCGAUGAAUCGAGAAAAGAAAGUGAUGCAAGAGAAGCUGUACCACGAGUUGCUGCAGAAGUCUGGCGGAGUGAAGGCCGACAGGUGUAAGGUGUUCUUGUUUGGGGAAGCGAAAACGGGAAAGUCCACACUAAAGAUAAGUCUUAAAAGAGGCCCGGUGUCUGCAGUGCUCCGAAGAUUGAGUGAUUCGUCGUCAGCCGAGGAGCCUCACGACCCCACCCCAGGGGUGGAUGUUGGGACGUUCGAUAUUCCUGGGGUGGGGGAGGUCAGCGUGUGGGAUUUUGCUGGGCAGUCGGAGUACGCGGUAACCCACAGUAUGUUCAUGGAUGCAGAGAACACCAUCUCCAUUGUGCUGUACAACAUCAUGGACGACAUCAAGGGUCAAGAACAACAGGUCCACUGGUGGCUUUGUUUCAUCAAGUCCUGCAACCCAAACCGGCGGCCUAACGUCAUCUUAGUGGCCAGCCAUGCGGAUAAAGUGUCACUUAACACAGGAACACGCCAAGCAGUCCAACUUCUGCAGCUCAUGACGUCAGAGUUCAAAGAUCAGCUCCGUAUCUCAGACGAAGUCUUCCUGAUGAACUGUAAGGAGACGCGAACACCUGAGAUGGACCGACUCAAGAAGCUGCUGGCUACGUUGAAGAACGCCAUGUUAGAGCACCAACGCCAGAUGCCCAAACUGUGCGCGAAAAUCACCAAGCGGCUAUCCACGUGGUGCCAGACGAAGUGCAGCCCGAAGUGUCCUGUACUGAGGUGGCCUGACUACCUGGACGCAGUCAAAGAAAUUGACCCUCAUGUGGAUGAAAAGUUUCUCCUAAAGUCUACACGGUUUCUGGACCAUCUGGGGGAGGUCAUCUUUACAUGUCCGACUGCUUCUGAUCCCAUCAUUGUUCUGAAGCCCAACUGGCUCUGCACAGACGUCAUCGGUCCAAUGAUGGCACCAGUCAACUUCCCCAUUCCCCGCCUGGAAAGAACAAGCGAAGACUACGUCACCAGGGAGGAGAUCCAGCGCGUCUUCCAAGACGUUGCUGACGUGGAUCUUCUUAUCACCCUGCUGCAAGAGUUCCAGCUCUGCCACUCCUAUGAUGGACAGACCUUCAUCUUCCCAGGGCUGCUGACACAAACCAUGCCUAACCAUGUUUGGCAACCAACAUCUGAGCCAAAGGUGAUCUACUUUGGGAAGCAAGUCCAGUGUGCCGACACCACCGACAUGUUCUCCUCCGGGUUCUUCCCCCGAGUGCAGACCCGCCUGAUGAGGGAGCAGGAGAAUCGCCCGUUGCUGUGGAGAGAUGGCGCCAAGUGUGUGGACAGGAAUGUGGAAGGUCUAAUCAAACUCUCUCCAGACGGCCGUGCAGUCAACAUCUGUGUCCGGAGUGCGCAAGGUGACAAGGUGCAGUGCGGCAAGAUGCUGCAGCAGCUGGAGAACACCAUCGCUGAUGUGUUGGAUGAGUGCAGCCCCGGAACAGGCACAGAAGAGAAGGUGCUGAGCGCUCGCGCACUCAAGGAACAUAGGGAAGAAUUCUUCUCGUAUGGCAAGGAGGAGAUCAUCAAGGCAGCAGCAGAGGGCGGUACAAUCGUCCAAUCCUCACUCGGGUUCACGGAACAUGUCAAUGACCUACUGUGUAUUGAGGUGGAGACUCCGCUCACCAGGAACCGCCCAGAGCUGGUCCAGGCCUUGCGACACGUGGAGCCAAUCCUGGACCACCUGCAGGCACGUGGCAUCCUGACUGUAGAGGAGUGUGACGUCAUCAGAACCAACACAACGCCCCAAGACCGCGCACGCGCACUGCUGGACGCCGUGGGGAUGAAGGGAGAAGACGCACUUCCUGUGUUCCAGUCGGUCCUGAGAGAGGUUGACCCCCGUGCAGCGGACAUGCUGAUGGCCACACCGCGGGCCGAUGAGCUGCAGGACAGGACGGACCAGCUGAGCAGACACCGUCCUGAGCUGGUGCAGGCUCUGAGACACGUGGAACCGCUCCUGGACCACCUGCAGGCCAUGGAGGUCCUCAGCACGGAGGAGUGUGACGUCAUCAGGGCCCACACCACGCCCCAGGACCGCGCACGCGCACUGCUGGACACCGUGGGAACUAAGGGAGAAGACGCGCGUCAGGUGUUCAAGGUCGUCCUGGAAGAGGUGAACCCGGAGGCGGCGGAAAUGUUGCAGUGAACUUGGCCUUGGGGACCGAUACUUCCUAAAUUAGACUUGCUGGUGAUUAACAGAUGGAUAAUAAUGUUAUGUGCACAUUUAGUUCCUAAAACGAGUUGUUUGUUUUUCCCAUCUUUGUUAAUAUUUGAGUAUGAGUACCUCACAUAGUUGACUUCUCUCUAAACUGUGCUGUGCAGAGCGAUGCAGUCAGAAGAAAUGGGCAUAAUUACUUUCUCAUUGUGGCAUGGUUACUUGCAAAAUGUGUGCACAAAGCUACUCGCUACAAUUUACAGGAAGAUAUCAGUAUUGUAAGCU
This is a messenger RNA of Branchiostoma belcheri (Belcher's lancelet), 2562 nucleotides long. RefSeq names its product death-associated protein kinase 1-like. The transcript has 8 exons. The coding region runs from base 1 to 2268 and encodes 755 amino acids. Gene Ontology annotation, biological process: regulation of apoptotic process. The record is from RefSeq and is a predicted model, not a curated record. Lineage: Eukaryota; Metazoa; Chordata; Leptocardii; Amphioxiformes; Branchiostomatidae.